UUUUCUGCUAAAGUGCAUUUAAAGGACAACGUUUAUGUUUUAAUUAUGGUAAUUGUACUGGAUAAAUUCCUGGUUUGGAGUUCAUAGCUGCGAACUUCAUAGGAAAAAACAAUCUUAAAAUCCGUGUUAGCAAUAAUAGCAAUUCAGUUAGUAGUUUCUAUUAAGCUGUUUUUUUCCCCUAUAAGUGUUUAAAUGUCCAUUUUUAAACCAGAGACUGUAUAUUAUUUGGCAGAAAAGAUCACUUCCGGUGUUUAGUUGUUGGCAAAUGGAAUACUCAGCAUGACAGAACAUAUUAAGGAUCUUUACGGAAUAAUUAUGAAAAUACGAAAAGGACUACAGCGAAGCAUGCUGUUUUCACUAGGUAUUUGCAUAUUUUAAUCUUAAAAAUGAAUAAUUUUUUUUGUUUUAUAAAUUUCACUGUUUAAACAAGUAUUCUUUCCUUGACGGACAUAGUGUAAUUUUUCAGUUUGUCUGGUACAGUAAGGCUUUGCUGCAGUUUCAGCCCCUGGGAAUCUACAGACACAAACAAUUGAUAUUAAAAGUGCACACAACCCGUCGCGCUACAUCUUGAUUGGGCAACAUUAUCCGAUUUUGACAUUUUUCUGUGCAGUAACUUUUACAGAUUUUCUGUCUGAUUUAGUUCUGAACUCUGGCCACAAGUUGAAUUUUCUUCUGAUGAAGACACAUGUCUGGAUGUCUGACACCUCAGAAAACGCGCAGAGCUACGAGGAGCUGUUCUCUAACAGAUUUUCACCGGAGGACAGUGAAUACCAGCAAUAUCUGAAACGUCCAGCUGACCCGCCACCAGUUGUUGAGGACUGGCGGGGGUGCGGUGGGGGAAACCAGAGGGGCAGGGACAACAGGUACCAGGACCGCCGAGGCUACAGAGACCGGGGUUGGGGAGAAGACAAGAGAUGGCGAGGGGACCGUCAUGGACAUCACUGGCAUGACAGAGACAAGAACUCGGGGCACGGCAGUGGAUAUCAGUCUGGGUCCAGAGACUCCAAUCAGGGAUACAACUCCCAUAAUCGUCCACAUUAUGAUCGCUACUGAUUACUCCAGAUUUCUACUAUUUCCGGUCUCAUGACUUGAGCUUCACUUGUUUGUGGUAGGAUUCAGCUAGUUUCUUCUUUUCAUCGGUGAUGCAGUAAGAGCUGCUCUUUAAAUUUCCUGUCCCUUGUUUUUACCUAUAGUAAAAAUGCAUGUAAAGGCAGAACUUUGCAGUGAUUGUGAUGUGUGAAAUCUGAAUUUCCAAGACAAAUGUAUUCAUGAUACAGCUUUACUUUUACCAUCAGUGUAUGAACUUGCAGAUUAACUUUUGUUUCUGUUAGAAUAUGUAUUUUUCAAAUAAAAUGACUGCUGACUGUGCAAUCAGAUGCAUAAAGUUUAAUUGCUUAAACCCAUUCACAUAUACCAACCUUACUGUAAUGGGUGUCAACCAUGUUUCCAGUCUUUAAAGAUUUUUUUUUUAAUUUAGGUGUUCUAAGUCAAAUCACUAUGUAAAACACACUUGAAUAAUAGAUUCAACCCUAUUUAUGUCAAUUAUGAUUUUUACAUCAAGUCAAUGAAAACACAUCUAAGAUAUUAGAUCAGCUCAAUAAACAUUUUAAUAUUGAAAUCUGGGCUUAAUGAGAAGUAUGUUUUAAUAUCUACUUAAAGGUUGUGGUUUUCAAAUGGUUGUUUUCUUACAAAUGAACCUCUGGGCAAAAAUAUCAACUUUUUUUAAGGAUACUUAGCUUAUUUCACAAGAUGCAAAGAAAACCACAUUCUGGGAAUUUUCCAGCAGCUUUCAGAGACCAGUAUUUUAACCAUCCCGAGGAGUUACUUUUGUAAUCCACUUAAAGAAACACAAUGAGGUAAAAAAGCCAGAAAUGCCUGUUAAUUUUAUGAAGCAGCAGCUAACACUUAAACAAUUUCACUGUUUUAAUCUCUCCUGUGACGAGAUUUUUUUUUUCUAAUGUGGGAGCAGAUAAAGAUCAAAUCACUGUCCUACACAGAAAAGAUGUUUUUUUUGUUUUAAAUUGUUUUACUUAUGCAGCACUUACAAGACAAUGUCUUUAGCAGGUUAAUAGACAUUUAAAAUGCUCAUCUGCAAUCUGCACUUUUAGACCCAACUCAUUUCUUUCACAGAGAUGAUUAUAGCUCAUACACAUCUACUGGUGGUGAACAUUGCAAUUGUGGAGUAUUAACAUAAAUGUUGGUCUAGUAAGGGGGUUGGAUAAUAUACCCUCCUGAUUAUAUUUAAAUACUCCUCAGUGCAAAGGUAUCUCAUGAAUAACACAUGCUCACACAUCACUAUCGCUGCUGAAAGGUCGUACUGCUUCUAGAAAUAGAAACUCCUAGUCAUCAGGGAUGUAGCAUAGCGUUAGCUACCUGUUUGGUUAAAAAGGUGAAACCAACAUGUGUUGUUAUCAGAGGGUUCUUUUAAAGAAUACUUAUGUUCAUAGAUUAAAAUUCUGCAUUUAUAAAUACACUAAAAUGUUUGCUAACACGCACUGGAGUCAGUAUCUUUUCAUGUAUUAAGAUAUCCAGUCUCAAUUUUGUUCUCCAGUUGGGCUUUUUAAAUGGGUCACUGAAAUGCUUCCUGAGAACAGUGAAGAUCAUUCAGGACAAGUUAAUUUAGUCAUUCAGCUUAGUCUUUUAGAUUUCAGUUAAAGUGCCUCAAGUUUAUCAAUGCAUCUGCGUAAAGAGUUGAUUCACAGAAGGUAUUUCUUUACCAGCCUCUACUGUCCAUGUUGUGACCUCAACCCCGACUUUACUCUAUGUAAAGAAAAACCUGCAUUCACAGUCAAUAUUCAGAACAGUUCCCAUUUUUUUAAAAGCAGCUAAAACAUUGAUGAGAAUCAUUAAUACAUUACUGCAACAUGCACCGUUGGCUCUGGCAUAUGUAACUCAGAGCCUUAAUGUCGGCACUUCGAGCUUUACAGUCCAUUAAACAGAGGAACUCUGUUAUGUGAUAAACAGUAACUGUGUUCGAAUGCUACUGGAUUUGGGAUGAUUUCUGAGUUUUAUAUUCAGAUUCCCAGUGUCUACAAGGUUAACAUUUAAUUUGGACAACACAUUCAGCUGGAUGAUGAGGAAGUGAGCGACUAAAGAAGAGAGGGGAAGGCUGCGAAGCAACCAGUUCAGAUUAAAUCAUCUACAUCCCAGAGUCCUGUGUCUCCAGCCCUUUUAAUAUUGUCCUGUUGGCACAGUUUGGAUUUAGCUGUUUUUUUUCUAGUCUUAUUAACAUUAAUACCGAAUAACUGCCUAAUCCUGGAAGUUGAGGUGUUCCUUAAUAUAAUGGCAUUUACCCAUUGCACAUUGUUUUAGAAAAUUGUACAGCCAUGAAAAUAUUUUUUUAGGGAUUUCUUUUGAUCAAAAUUCCUAAAGUGAGAUUUUACCAUUCUCUUUUACAGAUUUUAUUUUUAUUUUUUAAACAAACGCAUUGCAUUCCCUUAGCCUGCUUUGAUCUUGUAAGAAGUACGGCAUUUGGUAAAAGUCCAAAACUUAUUUUUCUUAUCCAAACAACUAGAAGAGUAAGAUGAACUAACAUCCUCUCAAAAUCUUCAAUAAAUAGACCAAAAAUGGGGUUCAUGCCGCUGCAAAGACUAAUCCGGACCUCACCUCAACGUGUUAACCUACUCACUUCAUGAGCAUCGGCUCAUUCUUUGCGCUCAUCUUCUAAAUAGAGGAUAACAUUAUUUCAAAUGUUUUUUUUGUUUGUUUUUUUUACUGCAUGGAAAAAUCUCCAGAACCUUUUAGGAUUUAUUAAUGCCAAAAAUAUUCACCCCUUGCUGCGUUUUAAUUAGUUAUCUGAUAGUGAUUCGUUUAGAGACUGGGAGGAAAAACAAUAGAGAGAGACGAGUAUGUAUAGAGAUGGGAGCACUGCCUCAGUCUCAUCUGCCGGGCUGUCAGGCUUCAUGUGGCCUGUUUGGGACAAUACAUAGUGACAGCAAUGGAGACAGUGCGCUGGGGGCCAUGUCCUUGGUGAUGAACUCAUCCAGUGCAAUCAUCACUCCGCUCUCUCCCCUUCUUACCGCACACAGAAAUACAUGUCUGCACACAAUGAACUCCAGCCCCCCCUCCCCUCUAUUGCACACAAACAGGCGGGGCCCUGCAUCCCCCGGCCCCUGCAGCACUUUGCGACCUACAUCUGGUGUUGGAGAGUGCAGGGACUGAGAUCGGCCCGGGUCAGCCAGCCCCCAGCCUCCAGCAGACAGUACAGAGGAUUUGUGUUGCAUGUGAGUCUGAAUGGUGGAAGCAUGCUUGCUUUGCUGCUCUUGUCAAAAUUUGUGGUUUCCAGUUUGUGCCAAGAACAUGCACGUCUCCACACAGUUGUAUCUCAUUAACUCGUGUGAGCAAAUGCUAACCAGCCACCCGUAUGCACUUAAAUUAGGAAUGGGAUUUCUUUUUAAAAAAUUGCUGCUGUUAGAUGAGGUUUGACAACAUCUUGUCCUCCAUUCAUCCAGCUGCACACCCUAUAAGUUAAUCAUGCAUCUGCUCAGGUCAUGCAUGUAAAGAGAGUGGACUGUGCCGCUGAGCCGAGCUUGUUAGUCUGAUUAUAUCUGGUGGUAUCUUUCUUUACUCAAACACGUUAAUAGGGUGUCGGGAUACUCUGUGCCUGAAAGGUCCAUUUAAAAAUGUUUCUUUCAGCUCCUUUCAAAUGUCAGCUGUUUUUUUCCCUUCUCGCCAAAUAUCCUGACACAGUUCUGUUGAACUUCAUUUCACCUUGAACGGUUUAUUCGUAGUAUGUGAAUAAAACCGGAAGCACAAGUAAAUGUGUCACUGAAGGACUGCUUCUGAUACAGGAAAAGGUCACAGCGGCAUGCAGGUCACCAGUCAUAUUAGAGACACGCUUUGCUCCUACGAACAAGUUGACACAGUUUACUAAAUGUCUGUUAAAAUGUCUGACAUGCUUUGACACAAAUGUGACUUGGCUAUCAGGAAUCAGGGUUUGCUCUUGUUAAUGUUUUGGGGGUCACAAUAAUAGGCUAGUUCUUGUGUCGGUUAAGAGUGUGGCAUUCAUAUCUGAUAGCAUCCAUAAGUGACUGCACAAAAAUCCGACAAUAAUUUGUACCUAAAUAAUACAAAAUGAUCUGUAUUCCAUACAGAUUCCUUUAUCUGUACAAAAUAAUAAAACUGAAAAAAUAUUCAAGA
Messenger RNA from Xiphophorus hellerii (green swordtail), 5139 nucleotides. RefSeq names its product RNA guanine-N7 methyltransferase activating subunit. The coding region runs from base 676 to 1053 and encodes 125 amino acids. Gene Ontology annotation, biological process: RNA 5'-cap (guanine-N7)-methylation. Gene Ontology annotation, cellular component: mRNA capping enzyme complex. Gene Ontology annotation, molecular function: RNA binding. The transcript is spliced from 3 exons. The record is from RefSeq and is a predicted model, not a curated record. Lineage: Eukaryota; Metazoa; Chordata; Actinopteri; Cyprinodontiformes; Poeciliidae.